CUGGGCGUUACUUGAUCGCCUUCUUUCGUUUCGCCUUUGAUCUAUACCCUUUUUUUUUAUUUUCGUAUUUUCUAUCUCGAUCAGCUAAGCUUUGAUCAAUCCUCUUUCUCGCUUUUCAAAAUCAUCUCCUCAUUCGUUUGAUUCUGCUCUGUUCUCUGUUUGAUUUCAGAUCUAAGAUCUAGGAAUGAUUCUAUGAGCUGCUCAAUUCUGUUUCGUCGGAUUCGCAUUGUACACUCCUUCUCAGUCGUUUACCUUUACUACUCUUACGUUUUCUCAUGAACUACUAAUUCCUCUCCGAUCUGAUUUUGCUUUAGCUCUUCUCGCAUAAAUUUUCGCUGGAUAUAACUGAUUCUUUAAUAGAUUAAAGGAAUCUAGAAGAAAUAUAUUAUUAUUAUAUUGUUUAAAUUUUGGUGAGAACAAACAAAAAGUCAAUGGAGUCGUUGCAAAGACAGAAAAGUCCCGAUUCCGACAACGAUCCGAGGUACGCUUCGGUGACGGAUGAGAGGAAGAGGAAGAGAAUGAUCUCCAACAGAGAAUCCGCACGGAGAUCGAGGAUGAGGAAACAGAAGCAACUCGGUGAUCUCAUCAACGAGGUCACUGUUCUCAAGAGCGAUAACGCCAAGAUCUCCGGUCAGGUUGAUGCGGUUACGAGGAAGUACGUCGAAAUGGAGUCCAAGAACGACGUCCUGAGAGCGCAGGCCUCGGAGUUGACGGAGAGGUUGAGGUCGUUGAACUCUGUGCUCGAGAUGGUUGAAGAGAUUAGUGGUCAGGCUUUGGAUAUUCCCGAGAUUAACCCUUGGCAGGUUUCUUGUCCGAUGCAGCCGAUUAGGGCUUCUGCUGAUAUGUUCGAAUUCUGAGGAUUUUGGAAAACGUGUCUUGGUCGGUUUACUCAUUUGUCUUGUUGGUUUGAGUUUUGUUGCAACUAGAGUCAUUGGUGUGUUUGUCAUCUUUUAUAUUAUCGUGUUUGUCUGGUGUUGUUAUAGUCUUUGAGUCUUGUGUCAUCUAUUACAUAAGAUAAGUUGUCAUGUAAUUUGGUUUGUUCUUAAUGACAAUGUAUUCAAGCUUUGUGUUA
Molecule: messenger RNA, 1072 nt
Organism: Raphanus sativus (radish)
Lineage: Eukaryota; Viridiplantae; Streptophyta; Magnoliopsida; Brassicales; Brassicaceae
Product: bZIP transcription factor 53
Exons: 1
Coding region: 432-857 (141 amino acids)
Biological process (GO): positive regulation of DNA-templated transcription
Cellular component (GO): nucleus
Molecular function (GO): transcription cis-regulatory region binding; DNA-binding transcription factor activity
Source: RefSeq, a predicted model, not a curated record